Pieris brassicae (large cabbage white) is the source of this 4194-nucleotide messenger RNA. Its product is annotated as bromodomain-containing protein 4-like. Bases 250 to 3234 code for a protein of 994 amino acids. Gene Ontology annotation, molecular function: DNA binding. The record is from RefSeq and is a predicted model, not a curated record. NCBI's taxonomy places the organism in Eukaryota, Metazoa, Arthropoda, Insecta, Lepidoptera, Pieridae. The transcript has 13 exons.
CCGUUGAGGUGGCCGCGUUACGUUUUCAAAAAUGUAUACGCAUUCGAAAUUUGAAUUAUUAUUUUUAAACGCCAUAUUGUUUUUAUAACCGAUAACGAUUCGUCGCCGCGAUUCUGUGAUAUGUUUUUGUUUUAAUUACAUCAAGUGACAAGUGAAAAAGUGCGCGUAUAAUAUCUGUUAAAAAUAGACAGUUAACAAUGCAGCAAAAUUUUCGUUGCAUUCUGUGAUUUGUGAUUUGGAUUACCGAUUAUGGAAAAGCCAUCGUAUAAGCUCGUCGGAGCGCCGUGUGGUCAUCAUGGGCAAUACACCUUCUACAAGGCACUGAGGUUGACUGGCUCCUUGGAGAGGAUUAUCGCAAUUGGAGAUUUCUUCUUCGUCAGGAUAUGGCAGGACUCGGAACUGGUUUCCAUAGGAGAACUUCAACUCUUAUGGACAGACCGCGUGUCCGACCAGACCCUGGUCUCCUUGAGGCUGUACUUCCUGCCGGAGAACACCCCUGAUGGACGAGGUCAACAGGGCCAGGACGAGGUCCUUGCGAUCAAUGAGAAGGUGGUACUUCGUGCUGAGGACCUACUCUCCUGGGUCUGUGAUGGAGGAGGCUGGAGGUGGGGCAUCCGGGCCGUUUGGAAGGAGGCUUGUGCCCCUCCUGCUGAGACUAAGCUGACAUCUCCCCUACACCUUACAAAGCUGGAUUUCAGCGAUGUGGAGAAAGAGAAAAGUACUAUGUCCCUGGAUGCAGACAGCCCAGGGGUGGUGGUGUUCUCAUACCCACGUUACUGUAGAUACAGAGCGAUUCUUGCCCGUUUAGAGGGUAUCCAAGCUGACUGGUUGAGGGACUCCCUGGUGGCCGCUUUGGGAGGUUAUGCGGCACCCACAAAUAACACUAGGAUAUUGUAUUGUAAGGACACCUUCGAAUAUCCAGAACUAGAAGGUCAUGAGUUCGUGUGUAACCAUCUAGCGCCAAAGAUGAAGGGACGCCCGCGUGGGCGGCGGCGAGCGCGGGCACGCGACCGUGACCACGACCCUGACAGUGACCGUGACUCGCGGUCAAGUGAUAGUGAUGCUGCGUCUCCAUCGGAUCCUAGGAUACAACGGCGGGUGUCUCUUCGAAUUGGCGCAGACAAGCCGAGUGAAGAUGAUGAAGGGGGAAAGGAGAAAGAGAAGGACGAAGCGUUCCUUCUAGAACUUAGAGAGUUUUAUAAGGAAGACGUUAAGAUUGUACACACCAAGUAUAAUUAUAUUUCACUACGAAAAUUGUAUUCACGCGUGAAGUCUUACGGCGGCUACGAGACAGUGUGUCGAGGGAGGAUAUGGUGUUUGAUAUAUGAAGGAAAACUAGCGCCGAGGGCAAAGAAAUUAUAUGAAAGAUACCUCUUGCCUCUGGAAAAUCACCAACGCCGCCAGAACUCCCGGCUCCUCCCGAAAAUCAACGGCAAAAUAGACGAUAAAACCAUAGACACGAUAGACGUCACAGACUCGCCUCUGCGUGACAUAGACAAACCGAUAGACAAAGCAGACAAACGACUGCGCACGCCGUCGCCCAAAGACAAAAUUAUUCUAGACAAUGAAACUGGUGAAAUAUUAAAAGACGAAAUUAAUGUAACUUCGAAACCGGCGGAAGAGCUGAACAGGGAGUUUCUAGAAGCUUUAUCCAAGCAGAAGGAGACGGAGGAAAGAGAAGAGAAGGAGAAAGUAAAGAUUUCAGUGAAGCCCGUAGAGAAAUUGAUUGAGAACGACGAUAAGGGUUUUCUGAAUGAAUUGACGCAGAAGUUGCAUUUGGGCAACACUGACACUACAAUAUUAAAAGAGCUGUCGGACGCGCAGAGCAGUGUUGCCAGCAAUGCGCUUACUAGCCUAUCGUCACUGAGUGAAAAGUACGCUGUAAACGGACACAGUGCUGUGCCCGCAUUGGGAAUUGAUCAGCAAAAGUCACGGCCGGUGGGGCGAAGCUCCCUCCGCGCAGUUCGAGUUAAGCCCAUGAGACCGCAACUGCCGUCCAGUACCCCUCCUCAAUCAUCAGUGACGGAAAAUUCACCGCCCCCACCAGCGCCUUUGACCAACUUCGGGAUCCAUCACCCCCCUGCGCCUCCCAGACAAGUUCCCCUCAAACCUUCAUCGCAUAGUGAUGAUGAAAUCGUCGAGGUCCCAUACAUACCAAAAACUCCAGAAAUAAUAGACCUAGAUGAAUAUCCCGAAAGCCCUCAAGGUGUUAAGAAGAAAAAACUAGAUAUUCUCAAGGAGAGGGGUUUGGAAGUGACGGCUAUACCCCCUGCACCCAUAUGGCCUCAAGUGUUAGCGACCCCCAUUGCGCCACUCAUAAAUCCCACCCCCGUUAUACUAAAUCCUGCGGUACAACACCAAAUCAUGACGCAAGCGCAGUUGUUCCAAAUGUACAAUAUUAUGCCUCCGAAUUACAACAAUGGCGCUGUACCACCCAGAGUCAUCCAAGCGACUAGUGCGUUCGGGUCUUCGGGCCCCGAAAAAACAGUCUACGGUAACCCAAAGGACCCGUUCAUGCCGCCCCCACACGUCCUACAAGGCACCCCCAUCAAACCCCAAAGAAGCAUACAAGUUGCCGGACCAACCCCCCAAGAUAUUCUGGAUCUUACGUGCAAAUCUCUGUCUCCCCCACCACAGAAACCAGCUGUGGAAAUUGUCAGAUUGCCCGCACAAUCGCCCUCGAAAACACCGACUCCACAAAACUUAUCCAAAAACUACACACUAGUGGAUGGAAAGGCCGUAGUCGGCUCCAAUUUAGAGAUAACGCUAGUUAAUCCCAAAACACCAACGCCGCCAAAACGACCCCCACAAAAGCGGUCCUCGAACGGCAAAUUCAUCUCGACAAAGACCCCCACGCCCCCCAAAGACUACACGAAACCAUUCCCGCCCCCGUCCCCGUCGGGCGUCAAAAAACACCCAAUAGUAGUUCCGAAUUAUCAAAUUUCCCGCGACGAUGUCUCGCCAACGAGUUCUACGGGCUCCAAGGAGUCCCAAAACAGUGUUCAGAACAAUUUAGCUAACGUAUUUAAGGGGCAGAAUUUGACCCAAAUGAUGGAUAUGCAGAAGAACGCGCCCCUGACUCCUUUUAUGGACCCGAUGUAUAUGAACGCGUUUUACAGCAGUCUGGGUCAAAUGGACCAACGUCAAUUAGCUCUCUAUAGAGACUUCAUGGCGAAUCAGUUCAGAGGAUAUUCGGGUUUAUUAAAUAUAGGAACGCCGACAACGAAAAAUUAGUGUAAAUCUAGUCGUUAAGCGAAUUUGCGUUAUGAAUAUAUAUUUCCAAAAUGACAGCUAUUUGAGUUUUUAAAUGGGUUUGACAAAGUUUCAUUUCUAAUACAAUUACGUGAGAAUGUGUCAAUAAUUAGUCAUGAGUUUCUAGUUUAGACAGACUCUUGCGAGCCUCCUGCGUCUCUGUCAAAAGACCGCUGUCUUUACAAUUAAAGACAUUUUUUUGCCUACUUCUGCUUUACAAAGGCAUUGUAGGGAAAUUCUAAAUCCAUUCCUAUUGAUCGUGUGAUAUAUUGCGUAGACACUCACGCGCACAACCUCUUACGCGAUUUGUGUUUAGUUUUUUAUGUAACAGGAGGCUCACCGGAUGUUUAGUGAUAACGCACGUGGACACUCACAUUGCCAGAAGGCUCUCAAGUGCGUUGCCGACCCUUUAUGGGACUAGAGAUUUCAUAAACCAUCAAAACAUGUUUCAUAUAUUUUUGUAAAAAUAGUUCGAAAAUUUUUCAUAGAAAAUCGAUUUGUUUGUCAGACCAAAGAUUAUAGAGUUAUUUCAUAACGCAAAUUAUUAUUGUGAUAAUUGUUAUGUGUGUUCCGAUCUCUUUAUUUCCAAUGCGAUGUUAUAACGCUGUAGUAUACCAAUUGUAAAUAAAUUGUAUAAAUAAUGGUAUGUUUUCCUGACCAACGGGAAAGUUGCCGUAAAAUGCCAAUUGCAGCUUUGUUUUAGUUACGGCAAUUCCUUUUGGUGAUGUUUUAGUUGAAUUUCAGCCAGUUCCUAUUAUCAACUUACGAAUAAUGUCAAAACGUUAUUUGUUGGGUGUAAAAGUGAUUGGUUUAGUUAGGUUAGAGUAAUAUUGUUCCUAGGGUAAUUUUUUAAUUCGCAAUGGUAUUGCGCUGACAGCUGUCACUUACCGUCGAUGACAUACGUCAGUCAUUCGCUGUACAAAAAUAAAGUUAUCAAAAUUU